GAAUCUUGCAGCUCGAUCGUAGAGGUUUAGUAUUAAUUAGAUAAGAGGUAAUUUAUCUAGCUCUUUUCAGGAAUCUUGCAGCUCUAAAAAUGAUGCAAAAACUUUAGUCACUGCUCAAAGGAAAGAUAUUUCCAUGACAGGUUGUAAGCAAUGAUAAUUUUUUGCUCAAGUAAGGUAGUGAUAUUGUAAUUACAUUACUUCAUCAUUUACAUUUUACGAGAAUGACUAAUCAAGCAGUAAUGAAACCUGGGGAAAUCAAUAUGGCUUGCCUUUGUAAUUACAGCCAACAGAAUCAGUAACAUUAACAGCAGUUUUUAAUACACAAUUCAUAGAAAUCAUCUGCUGGAUAUGCCUAUAUAUGGUACUCAAUCUUGUCUGGUCACGUUGGUAGGUCAUGAUGUCACUGAGUCUAUCCUAUGUUCUCUGACUAGUACUAAAGCAAAGAUAUUUGAAGCCAAUAUCCUUCAUUGGGUCCUGGGAAAAUUUAUUAUUUUGAUUGCCUCGUAACUCAGCUCCCUGCUUCAACAAAUUAGCAUUGAAACUGAAUGAUCAGAAGUGUGAGAUAAUGAGGUGAUGCAAAAUAUAUCAUUAUACUCUUCUGAGAAGCCUGUUUGAAUUAAAAUUGUUCCUAGGGUCCUAAUACAUUAAAAAUUGAAUUAUACCUAUUUUCUCUAUAAUAGUAAUUUCUAUGUCCUAAUUAUUGUGACUAAACAUUUCAGUUGUAGAUCUGCUAGCUGCAAAUAAAGUUGAAAAUGAGCGAAAAGAAUAAUAAGGAUGACAUACCGGUAAUUAAAAUCGAGCCUCUUGAGGUAAAAGAUGGUUCAAAAGGAGUUAACAUCUGCCAGUCGCAUGAUGGAGGACCUAAUGAAGAAGCAUUUGGGGAAAUCAAAUCUGAAGACCUGCCUGAGGUUAUGAAGAAUCGUUGUGAGCAUCCUGUGCACAGAUAUAUUCUGCGGAGGCCUGAAGAAAAUAUAACCUCAGAGUGCUGUGAGGGUGACAGCUCUGUCAAGGAUGAGUGCUGUGAGGGUGACAGCUCUGUCAAGGAUGAGUGCUGUGUGGGUGACAGCUCUGUCGAGCUGCCUGUUCUGCCAUCAGGUUUCUCCAAUGAGGAAAUUUGUCCGUUCUUUGAAGAUGAGCCGUUGAUCCAGGCUACGAGCCGAAAGUAUGCUGAGAAGGCCCUUGAGCAACGUGAAGAAAAAAUUAGCCACAGGGACAUCAAGAUUUCUCCCAGCACCACCGAGCAGAUCCGCAACGAGCCCCGUGGUGGGGGCAUGCGGGGCGGCAGUGGGUCUUUCAUUGGCCCCGGAGGCCUUGGUAACUUAUCGACGAUGACGGCCCCAACUGACGAUGCUGGCCCCAACUUCAAUGAUGGCUGUGGGACCAGACCCAAGGACAGAGGAUUUAACAACAAUAACAUGGGCGGUGGUGGCGGAUUUGGUGGUGGACUAGGAGAUCGAAUUGUACUUUAA
Hyalella azteca is the source of this 1469-nucleotide messenger RNA. RefSeq names its product heterogeneous nuclear ribonucleoprotein H2. Lineage: Eukaryota; Metazoa; Arthropoda; Malacostraca; Amphipoda; Hyalellidae. The record is from RefSeq and is a predicted model, not a curated record. The coding region runs from base 753 to 1469 and encodes 238 amino acids. The transcript is spliced from 7 exons.